Molecule: messenger RNA, 1852 nt
Organism: Sesamum indicum (sesame)
Lineage: Eukaryota; Viridiplantae; Streptophyta; Magnoliopsida; Lamiales; Pedaliaceae
Source: RefSeq, a predicted model, not a curated record
UUUCAGACACAUAUUCUAGAUCUGGCAAAGAAAGGGACAAUUAUGCCCUCUUCUCCUCUCCUGUUAAUGUUUGAGAUCUCCCAAUAAUCUCCCAUUUGCAUACAAGCAAAACUUAGAAACCCUAAUUCUUUGACCUAUAUAUAUCUUCAUUUUAUCCCCUGAAAAAGAAAGAAACUACUAUGAAAGCAGAAUUAAGAGGAAACUCACAGUCCAUUCCGUUACAAGACCCUAACCAUUUGGCAACCACACAAAGUUCUACCUCAGGUGCAUUGACAGGAUGCCUUAGCACCCUCGACGGAGCAUGCAUAGAGAAGCUAUUACUUCACUGUGCGAGUGCCCUUGAGACCAACAACGUUACGUUGGCUCAACAAGUAAUGUGGGUCCUCAACAACGUUGCCUCUUUCGUCGGUGAUCCCAACCAAAGGCUAGCCUCAUACUUCCUUAGGGCUCUCGUUUCAAGGGCUUCUAGGGUUUGUCCAACCCCUGUGAAUUUCAACACGGCCACCGGAGGUGCAGCCGGAGGUGGUCCAGCCUUCCACAGAACACUGAUGUCUGUGACGGAGCUAGCCGGGUACGUAGACCUAAUCCCUUGGCAUAGGUUUGGAUUCUGUGCAUCAAAUGGUACCAUUCUCAAGGCAAUUCAAGGGUUUCCAAGAAUUCACAUCUUGGAUUUUAGCAUCACUCACUGCAUGCAAUGGCCAACUCUCAUAGAUGCAUUAGCAAAAGGGCCUGAAGGCCCUCCAAUGCUGAGAAUAUCUGUUCUUUCAUGGAGGCCAAAAGUCCCACCUUUGCUCAACGCAUCCAUUGAAGAAAUCGGUCAUCGUUUGACGAAUUUCGCUAAGUAUAGAGACGUCCCUUUUGAAUUUAACAUAGUUGAAGUUGGAAUACCCCAAGAAUCCUCUUCUGAUAUUCUUCACUAUGAUUUGCUACUAAGACAACUGAACUCUUCCCAACUCAAUCUUAAGGUUGACGAGGCGCUUGUAGUAAACUGCCAAAACUGGCUACGAUAUCUGCCCGAUGAGCCAACGUGCAGUUCUACUUCUAGCAAUCUAAUUUCUUGCCGGGAUUCUUUCCUCGACAUGGUAAAAAACCUAAGUCCUCGUAUCGUGACCGUGGUCGAUGAGGACUGUGAUCUGGGUGCAAUGACCGGACUUGAAUCAAGAAUCACCUCUUGCUUUAACUACAUGUGGAUCCCUUUCGAUGCACUCGAGACAUUCUUGCCCAAAAACAGCCCUCAGAGGAUAGAGUACGAAGCUGAUAUUGGCCACAAGAUUGAGAACAUUAUCGGAUUUGAGGGCAUUCAAAGGAUAGAGAGGUUAGAGUCCUUUACUAAGUUGUCUCAACGCAUGGGGAACAAGGGUUUCCUAAGUGUCCCAUUUUGCGAAGAGACUAUUAAGGAGGUUAAAACGCUGUUAGAUGAACAUGCAAGUGGAUGGGGGAUGAAGAAAGACGAGGACAACACACUGAUUCUUACAUGGAAAGGCCAUAAUUCAGUCUACGCCACAGCGUGGGUCCCGCAUACUGUUGGGAAAAUUCUAUCUCACGAACUGACCACAUCUGACUGUCUCAGACGAUCAUAGAGGAGAAUCAAAUCAAAAGACGACGAUGAAAUUAAAUUCGGAUACAGUUGGACGUACGAUAGAUUCGUAAUGCAGAAUUUGAUUAGUAGUUUAUAUGAAAUUCAGAGCAGACUACGUUUCCUUUUUCGAUCCCGUGCUGCGUUUGGACGGAUGCAAAAUGCAGAAUUGUGACAAAGGAGGAUAAAAGGCCCUUUGUUGCAGAUGAGCUUUUCUAACAAUUGUAACAUGAUCAUCAAAGCCAUAAAGAAUAUUAUAUGACGAGAAUCUUGUCU